Messenger RNA from Drosophila innubila, 1173 nucleotides. RefSeq names its product 28S ribosomal protein S35, mitochondrial (gene mRpS35). The record is from RefSeq and is a predicted model, not a curated record. Gene Ontology annotation, molecular function: structural constituent of ribosome. The coding region runs from base 112 to 1104 and encodes 330 amino acids. Lineage: Eukaryota; Metazoa; Arthropoda; Insecta; Diptera; Drosophilidae. The transcript has 2 exons. Gene Ontology annotation, cellular component: mitochondrial small ribosomal subunit. Gene Ontology annotation, biological process: mitochondrial translation.
GUGAAUGGCAGUUUUCUAUCGCAUGGUUUACGUAAACUUUUAAUUGUUAAGUUUUCAAUAAAAAAGUGUAAAUAAGUGCAAUUAGGAAACUCAAACAAAGUGAGGCUUACCAUGGCGGCUAAUCUAACGCGUUUGCUGGAGCAGAAUAUACGCAGCAGCAAUGCAGCGACAGUGCAACGCAGUGUGCGACUUUUGAGCAGCCAACAACUGCAAAAACAACAACAAGAAGCGAUCGACGAUGAAGAGUUUCGUGUGCUUAACCUGCGCACUAUUAAGCAGCAGGCACGACGACGGGAGAUAAAGAAGGAAGUGGUUCAGCCGCCGCGCACAUCUCGCAUGGCCGUCGACCAGGAUUGGACGUCCGUCUGGUCCGGACCACGUUCCUUUCAUCCGGCCAGUGUGCCGCUGCCUUUGCGCCAGGGAUACACGGAGCGCGGGGCAGCCGCGCCCUCGAAGUAUGCCAAUGCAGAGUUGAUGAAAAUACCAAAUUUCCUGCACUUGACGCCUCCGGCCAUACGACAGCAGUGCGAGGCAAUCAAAAAGUUUUGUACGCCUUGGCCGAAGGGACUGGAGACGGAGGCCAAAUGGAAACGCCAUUUUCCCAUUGAGGUCGUUAGUACGGACUAUUGUCAUAGUUUACCCACAAUUCGACACCCGGAAGCACGUCGUGUCACGAUUACGUUGAAGUUAUCCGACUUGCAGUUCGAUGCACAUGCUAAGGAUAAAUUCCUGCGCCUGGUCGGUGAGCGUUACAACCAGGAGACUGGAGUGCUUACAUUUAUGACUGAUCGUUGUCCGACGCGGAAGCAAAACUACGAUUAUGCUUUGUAUUUGUUGACGGCAUGUUAUCACGAAUCAUUUGUGACGGAGCCCUGGGAGGACACAAAGUCCGAGGCGGACAUGGAGCUGUAUCUCUUCGAACGCAAUCAAGCCAAGAAAUCCGCCGAGGCAAUACUUAAUUGGAAUGCAAAAACAGAGCAGAAAAUCACACCUAGUGCAAGUUAUGCUGAAAGCGUGGAGCAGUUGAUAAAUGAAGGCGAGAACGAGUAUAACAUAGCCAAGUAUAAAGAGGAAGUACUAAAAAUGUUAAAUAUAGCUGUCUAGUAAGCAUUUGCAAAACUAUAAUUGUUAUAAAGAGAUAUUGAAAUAAACAUUGUUAAACAACAACAAAAA